Drosophila serrata is the source of this 900-nucleotide messenger RNA. RefSeq lists its product as uncharacterized. The record is from RefSeq and is a predicted model, not a curated record. Lineage: Eukaryota; Metazoa; Arthropoda; Insecta; Diptera; Drosophilidae.
CAACCUUAGCAAAGAAAUUCCAUUUAACACUUAAAACGUCUUGUUUUGUUUUGUUGGAUUAUAAAUUCUAGAUGUCUUAAAAAUUUGGUUCAGUUUCUGUUUUUUAAUUUUUGCUCUUUCAAGAAACAAAUUCCGUUGUGGAGGUGGAUGUUCCAUGAUCCAGCCCCUACAUAAAGCAGAACAAUGAAUGUGACCUGGCGCCAGGGAGCCGCCUUCGUGGGCCUAUACAUCCUGCUGCUGGCGGUCCUGGUUCGUCCGCAGAUGAACUUCAACAUGUACGUGAAAUCCUUUUUCCUGCGAGCGGACUAUUCCGCGGUGAUGAUGCUGACCUACCGCUUCGAUGCCAACAUGGCCCUAGUUGCUGGACCACUAAGCGCUGUGACUGUGUACGCCCUGACCCAGUGGAACCAGGGCGGGGGCGAAAAUCCCAACGCCCGGAAGAUGAUCAUCACGGCUGUGGUCUGCAGCUAUAUCCUGGUGCUGUCGAUCAACUUCCUGGCCAAUGUGCUGGUGUUGCAGCAGGCGCUGGUCCGCUUCGACCAGUGUCCUCGGCAGGCAUGGUACAUGUACUGCCAGAUUGCUGCCUCCUUUUUCAAGUCGAUAUUGGCAGACUUGCAGACUCUGAUCACCAGACACCACGUCAAACGACCCAAAGUGUCAUAUCGCCUGCGUUAGCCCUGGCGUUCGGAUAGACCACAGAUGAGACAUGGUUUAAAUUAAGUCCUUACUGGCCUUACUACUUAUUAAUCAUUACUUUAUAAUGGAUCAAUACUAGGACAUCUCUGAACGAUUGCCACAAGUUGCGGAAGUGAAAUAAAGAUUAGAAGUGAAAACAGUGUACCAGCCAUAAAAAAUUAAUAUAUUUAUUUGAGACUCGGUUUCAAGCCUGCCUGCUUUAAA